GGCUGAGCACAGAGGUACUGAGGUGCAGGUACAGUGGCUACUGGCUGGCAGCGACGAGCGUUUCCUUUGUGGUGCUGGCGUAGGCGUGACGCCAUGUUGUGAAAAGUGUCUGGCAGAAAAGUGAAAAAUUCGCACGGAAAACUGCACUCGAACGUCGCGAAAACAACAAGAACCACAGUAAAACCAAUUCAAAUUUAGAACUAGAGCCCUAGUGACAAAGCGAGAGUGAGGAGGCGAGCAAUGGCCAACCGAUUCGUAGGCCCCAGUGGCGCCGUGCUGGUGCUCCUGGCGCUGGUGCAGUGCAUCCAAGCGAUCCCACAGCGCACCGCCGCCUUCUCGCUGCAGGCGGCCGUGGACGAACUGCAUCGACGGGAGGCGGCCAAGUACCCGCUGAACGCCCCGCCGCCACCCACUUUGGAUGACUGGGACGAAGAUGGCGACUUAUUUGGCAAGAGUAGGAAUCGGAAUCGCCACCGAGUUAAUAAGGCACUUGGCCGGUACUUAGAACGGGACGAGGACAACUACGGGCAGGAUCGCAACCUGGGAUUGGGCCUGGGUCUGGGAUUGGGACUAGGAUUCGAGGACGGCGGCGAGUUGGGGCCGAGUAAUCUGCAGCUGGCCGAGGAGAAGAGAAAGCGCUUCUCCUCUUUUCGGGAACGUGACGAGCAGUUCGAUGGAUCCGUGCCCUCGGCCUUCAGGGAGCGCGAGAGCCAGCCAUUAAACGCAGAGCCCGCGCACAAUGAGCUGACGGAGCAGUUCCUGCGCGAGAUCGAGGAGGCCAGGGAUCGGGAUGCAGUGCGUCAGUGGUGGCACCAUCUGGACCAGGCCAAGAACCAACAGGAGCCGGACCCCCAAGAUGCCGAGCUGUUCGAGCAGAAGAAGCGGAUGCGAGUGCCCCCAUACUACCUGUUGAUGCAGAAGAAGCGAUCCUAUCCGGUGCUUCCAUGGCUGCCCUACAACGGCGACAAGAGGAAGCGCUUCCCGGUGGCCAAGAGGAGCACCCCGAACGCCAAUCCGGAGGCACCGCUGGGCCGGACCGAUGAGCGAGUGGCCCAGGAGCUAAGCGAGCUGUUCGGCAAGCCGGGUGAAACCCAAUCGCACACCGAGGAGAAGCGCAAGCGAUCUGCGGAUGAGCAGCCCAAGGUGACCACCAAUCUUCCCGAAUCCCCGCCUGCCACGGCCACGGCCACCGCCGUGGGAGACAUGCGGCUGGAGAUCAACUUCCAGCGGGUGAACGUGACGCCCAAGGAGACAUCCACAUCCGCUCCCGCGGGCGCUGGCGAACUGGUUCAGCACGGUGGACAUGCCGGUCAUCACGGUGGUCAUGUUCCUGGAAUGUCACCCGAAUAUCGCCACCGGAAACGCAGCGAUCACGCGCAUGGCGAGAAUGUCGAGGAUCCGGAGGCGGAUGAGCACGACGAGGAGGGCGAGGAGAGUUCCGAUGAGGAUGACCACGACGAGUUCGACGAGGAGGAUGGCGAGGGAGACCUGGAGGCGGAGGAAGCGGAGGAGCAACGGCGCAAGAAAAAGCGGGCGGCUGCCAGUUUGUCAGGCGGCAGUGAUGGCUCCAAGCACCUGCGUUCCCCCACUGUGGGCCACCUGAUGCUCCGCGCCAAGAAGUCCAUCGAUUGGUCGCAGUACUUCGGGUUGGAUCGCAAAAAGAAGUCGGCGCAGAAGAAUGAGGAAGUGAAGAAACGCAGUGAAUCGGACAGCAGCACCAAUGACGAUGACGAGUACGACAAUGAGAGUUCCGAGGCGGAGAAGAAGAAGCGUGACUUCGAUUCCGAGAAACUGGAGAGCAUGGACAAGAAGCUGCAGUCCAUCGAGGACUUCAUCAUCGACGAGACCAUCAAGUAUACGGGAGCCCACGAGGGGCUGAACAGCAAGGACGACAUUCGCCGGAUAAAGGACCAUGUCCUCUCCCGUUUGGCCACCGCUUACAGCCUGGAGAAGAUGCGCAGGGCCCUGGACAAGCUGAGGAGAUCGGUGGACAACGAAAAUCACCUCAUGCGCAAUACCAUCGAACCGGAGUCGGAGGAGAACGCAUUGGACUCCAACUACUGGCUGGCCAAGAAGUCCGUGAAAAAGGAGCAGGCCGAGCUGCUGGCGGAGGACUCGAAGCAUCCCAAGGACAUGGAGAAGAAGAAGCGCAGUGGCUACCUGCGCUACCCGGAGCAGCCGAACACCAUGGACGAGGCGCUCAGCCUGGGCAGUGCUCCCUACGAGACCCUCAACGACGCCUAUCUGGGCAACAAGAACUACAUCGUGGGCUCCAACCAGUGCCCCCUCAUCGAGUCCAUGGCGGAGCGCUGCCGGGGCGUGGACCUCAUCUCCGGAGACAUCAACCAGGAGCUGCUGCCACUCUGCGGGGUCCACCAAAUAUGCUACCUAUGUGGUGCCUCGCAGGUGGCCUGCGACUACCAGUACUUGGCGGAGGCGGACGGCGUGUGCGGCGACAGCAACGAGUGCCAGUCGGCGGCCCGCUCCAUCCUGAUGAUCCUGCGGGGAUCCCCCGGCCGGCAGCUGGGUCCGCGGGAGUGCUUGAAGAACCCCUGCCUGUACCGGGCCAUGCGGGAGAUCGGACUCUAAGCGCACUGCUCCAGAUUGCCGCCCAGCGAUUUCCUAACGUCUUUUUGUGUGCGUUUAAAAAGAAAAACCAAAUCGAAAAUUUAAUGUGAACAAGACAAGCCGUAAUGCAGCCCAGAGAGAGAAGAUAAAAACAUGAGCCCAAGAAAACAAACAAAAACCAAAUACAAACCGUGCUGAACUAGCGAAAAUCAAACAGUUGAUUCAAAACUAAAUAGUCGUCGCAUAUAAAGACAUAACAUUUUGAUGGAUUUUCCUGUCCGCCCCUCGGGGCGGCAGCAGCCAACUAGAGUUUACCAGAUACCUAAAGAGAUACAUAGAUAUAUAUAUACACAGUUCUGAUUCAGUACAUCGCAGUAGACGCCAGAACGAGGACCGAUCGAAUUCGUUUUAAAUGUUCAGUGUGAGAUGGACCUUUUCGAAACAUAUUUUAUGGGUGUUUAAGUGUACAAACGUGAUCGUAGCCGAAACAUAAACCUACAUAUGCAUAACCAAUAUAUACACUUAACUAAUCCACAGCAGCUUUUUAGGUAAAUUCAUUGGCUUGACACUCCUUGGCAAGCAGGGCUCACAUUGGCAGCUAGUCCCCCAGAGUAAACGCUAGACUUGGAGCGCCUCCAUUCGGUUCGACUUGGAUGUGCGUACGGAACACAUCGCCACACACAGUAUAUAGCGAUUUUAGCCUACAGCAAGGGAAUAACUAAGAGUAACCCACUAUCAGAGACUUCUCUCUCGCGGCAUUACUUGUCCCCUCUUCAGAUGAACAUACACGUAAAUGUGUUUCAAUGUGCUUACAAUAAAUGGACAUAACUAAGACAAAUAUUUAAUGCUCUAACAAAUCUAUAGAUGUGAUUACUAAUAUACAAGGAGUUUAAUAAAUGUGUAAAUCUUUUAGGGCAGGCAUAUAGCUAUACCAAUCUGAACAACAGCAAGGCGGUUUGGUUGCAGAAUCAAAAUAUUAUUAAUGUAUUUACAUAAACGAAUAUAUAUAUUUGAACUUGAUGUAUAUGCUACAGUUUGAGAAACAGAACACACACAAAACAAGACGUAUUUGAAAAUAUUUAUUGCUAUACAGUUAUCAUAAAUGUCGAAUAUAAAUAUAUCGGGGAUAACCCAAA
This is a messenger RNA of Drosophila biarmipes, 3704 nucleotides long. RefSeq lists its product as uncharacterized. Bases 241 to 2589 code for a protein of 782 amino acids. Lineage: Eukaryota; Metazoa; Arthropoda; Insecta; Diptera; Drosophilidae. The record is from RefSeq and is a predicted model, not a curated record. The transcript has 7 exons.